AUGUUGGACAUGGGCGAUAGGAAGGAAGUGAAAAUGCUGCCCAAGUCGUCCUUUAGCAUCAACAGCCUGGUGCCCGAAGCCGUCCAGAGCGACAACAAUCACGGCCACCACCACCACAACAACCACCACCCGCACCACCACCACCACCACCAUCACCACCACCACCACCACCCAGCCCAGCAGCAGCAGCCGCAGCCGCCCCAGCCCCAGCGAGCCACCCCGGCCGAGGACGACGACGACGACGAGAAGAGCCAGCUGCUGCUGCAGCCCCCCGGGGUGGGGGUCGGCGUGGCCGUGGCCGCCGCCGCCGCCGGGACGCCCGCCACGGCCGGCCCCAUGGAGGUGGCCAAGGGGGACCUGCUGGCCGGCAAGGGGGAGGCCGGCGCGGCCGCCGAGCUGGACGACAAGGAGAAGGGGCCGUCGGAGGAGAAGAAGGGGGCGUCGGAGGGAGCCAAGGACGGCGGCGGCGGCGACGGCGGGGGCAAGGAAGGCGAGAAGAAGAACGGCAAGUACGAGAAGCCGCCCUUCAGCUACAACGCGCUGAUCAUGAUGGCCAUCCGGCAGAGCCCGGAGAAGCGGCUGACGCUGAACGGCAUCUACGAGUUCAUCAUGAAGAACUUCCCCUACUACCGGGAGAACAAGCAGGGCUGGCAGAACUCGAUCCGCCACAACCUGUCGCUCAACAAGUGCUUCGUGAAGGUGCCGCGCCACUACGACGACCCGGGCAAGGGCAACUACUGGAUGCUGGACCCGUCCAGCGACGACGUCUUCAUCGGCGGCACCACGGGCAAGCUGCGCCGCCGCUCCACCACGUCGCGGGCCAAGCUGGCCUUCAAGCGCGGCGCGCGGCUCACCUCCACCGGCCUGACCUUCAUGGACCGCGCCGGCUCGCUCUACUGGCCCAUGUCGCCCUUCCUGUCGCUGCACCACCCGCGCGCCGGCGGCUCGCUGGGCUACAACGGCGCCGCCUCGGCCUACCCGAGCCACCCGAUGCCCUACAGCUCGGUGCUGGCGCAGAACUCGCUGGGCAACAACGCCUCCUUCUCCGCCUCCAACGGGCUGAGCGUCGACAGACUGGUCAACGGCGAGCUGCCCUACGCCACGCACCACCUCACGGCCGCCGCGCUGGCCGCCUCCGUGCCCUGCGGCCUGUCCGUGCCCUGCUCCGGCACCUACUCGCUCAACCCCUGCUCCGUCAACCUGCUGGCGGCCGGGCAGACCAGUUACUUUUUCCCCCACGUGCCCCACCCGUCCAUGACCUCGCAGAGCAGCUCGGCGAUGGCGGGCCGCGCCGCCUCGUCCUCCAGCUCCCCGCAGGCGCCCGCCACCCUCCCGUGCGAGUCCUUGAGACCGUCGCUGCCCAGCUUCACCGCGGGGCUCUCCGGGGGACUUUCCGAUUAUUUCACGCACCAGAAUCAGGGCUCUUCCUCCAACCCGUUAAUACAUUAA
Varanus komodoensis (Komodo dragon) is the source of this 1449-nucleotide messenger RNA. RefSeq names its product forkhead box G1 (gene FOXG1). Gene Ontology annotation, cellular component: nucleus. The transcript has a single exon. Gene Ontology annotation, molecular function: sequence-specific double-stranded DNA binding; DNA-binding transcription factor activity. Lineage: Eukaryota; Metazoa; Chordata; Lepidosauria; Squamata; Varanidae. The record is from RefSeq and is a predicted model, not a curated record. Gene Ontology annotation, biological process: regulation of transcription by RNA polymerase II. The coding region runs from base 1 to 1449 and encodes 482 amino acids.